Messenger RNA from Paramecium octaurelia, 983 nucleotides. The record is from the annotation of a GenBank genome assembly. NCBI's taxonomy places the organism in Eukaryota, Ciliophora, Oligohymenophorea, Peniculida, Parameciidae.
AUGUAUUAACAAAACUAAGUUAUUUAUCAAUAAAAUCCUUAGUAACAAAAUCCAGUAUAACAACAUCGGGAUUACAAUGUUCCUCCACCCGGUAUUAUGAUGGUUGAUUGAAUUCUAAGGUUAUAAAGCUCCGAGGUAUCCUAGAGAAGAGCUACCUGAAAAUCAAGAGCAGAAUUUAGAUUUGGGUGGUUCAUAUUAGAGUUAUCUUUACAAUUGUGGAGAAUGUUGUGGUAAUUGUAAGGCAGUGUGUCCCUGUAAUCCAUUUGUUGAGUAUCCUUAUAUUCAAGUUGAAUAGAGUUUUGUUGGAGUUUACUUGCGUUUUGGGAAGUACAUAAAGACAGGUAUGGAGAGUGAAAUAAGGUAGUUUAACCUGGAUUGAUAUACAUAAACCCUUGCACGGACACAAUAUAGAAGGUGGAUUGCAAAGUGUAGAUGAUCGAUUGUCCAAGAUAAUAAGUUAUGACGAAGGAUAAUAUUUUGGUUAGCAUUGAUGCAACGGUUUACUAUAGAAUAGUGAUACCUCGGAGAUCAAUCUUUUACAUAAAUGAUUUGCAUUAGGCAGUAACUCAAUUGACAUUGGCAACAAUAAAGAGCAUUGCAGGGUCUCACACAUUGUAGGAUCUCUUGGAGAAGAGAGCAGAGGUGCAACAAUAAAUAGAGGGGUUUGUGGAUGAGCAUGUGUGGGAAUGGGGAAUAGACAUAGAAAACAUGUUGAUCAAGGAUAUUCAAUUGAAUGCCGAUUUGUAGAAUACUUUGUCAAUGGCAGCAAAAGAGCAGAGAGCUGCUUAAGCCAAGGUGAUUUCAGCUUAAGGAGAUGUGCAAUCAGCCAAAUUGAUGAGGUAGGCAGCAGAGUUGUUGGAUUCGAAGGCAGCGAUGUAAAUUAGAUAUUUAGAUACUAUAACAACAUUGGGGUAGUAGGGAUCAACGAAGGUUGUGUUGCUCCCUACAGAUUCUAAAUGAUUAAUUUAUAUAUAUUGGGUGAG